CUCGCUCAUCGGCAGCUACAUUGUGUGGAAAGCAGCACGUUGUUGGCUUCUGCACGCCGAACUUUACGCCGAAUUACCGCUCUCCUGUUCAGGGAGAAACCAGAUUCAAAGCUACCAGCUAUUUUCUCAGACGUCAGUAAGUUACCCCAGCUUGCGAAAACAUGUCGGCCUCGGCGGCAAAAGUGAGUAAAAAGGAGCUGAACUCGAACCAUGACGGAGCGGACGAAACCUCCGAGAAAGAGCAGCAAGAAGCUAUUGAACACAUUGACGAAGUUCAAAACGAAAUUGACAGGUUGAACGAGCAGGCCAGUGAGGAGAUCCUCAAAGUAGAACAGAAAUACAACAAACUCCGUCAGCCAUUCUUUCAGAAGAGGUCAGAACUGAUCGCCAAAAUCCCCAACUUCUGGGUCACCACGUUUGUCAACCAUCCACAAGUAUCUGCCCUACUGGGAGAGGAAGAUGAAGAAGCACUUCAUUACCUGAGCCGAGUGGAGGUGACAGAGUUUGAAGACAUCAAGUCAGGCUACAGAAUAGAUUUUUAUUUCGACGAAAAUCCGUACUUCGAAAACAAAGUACUUUCCAAAGAGUUCCAUUUGAAUGAGAGCGGGGACCCAUCUUCAAAGUCUACAGAAAUCAAAUGGAAAUCAGGAAAGGACCUGACCAAGCGCUCCAGCCAGACACAGAACAAAGCAGGAAGGAAGAGGCAACAUGAAGAGCCAGAGAGCUUCUUCACCUGGUUCACUGAUCACGCUGAUGCUGGCGCUGAUGAGCUUGGGGAAGUCAUCAAGGAUGACAUUUGGCCAAACCCUUUGCAGUACUACCUGGUCCCUGACAUGGAUGACGAAGAAGGUGAAGGUGAGGACGAUGAAGAGGACGAAGAGGGUCUGGAGGACAUAGAUGAGGAGGGAGAUGAAGAUGGGGAGGAAGACGAAGAGGAUGAUGGAGAAGAUGGAGAGGAUGACGAGGGAGAAGACGACUAAGAAAUAACAUCUACCCUGACCCUCAACCUCUAUUCCCUGUUGGUUUUUCCACUCACGUUCGGGAGCAAAGGUUUUAAUUUUUUUUUUUCUUUUUUUGGGUUGUUCCUUUUUUUUUUUUUUUUUAAAGAAAAUCCAUGUGUGCUUCAUUUUCCAUUCUGAGGCUUCACCUGUUGGUGCCAUGUUAUGUUCUCCUUUGACUCAUCUUAGGCCAAUGGCACUUUGCCCUGAAUUGUGAGUACCAUCCCAAAAUCAUCUCAAAAAUAAUAAUAAAAAAGUAUAAAAAUAGAA
This is a messenger RNA of Acanthopagrus latus (yellowfin seabream), 1268 nucleotides long. RefSeq names its product SET nuclear proto-oncogene a (gene seta). Bases 162 to 980 code for a protein of 272 amino acids. The transcript has 8 exons. Lineage: Eukaryota; Metazoa; Chordata; Actinopteri; Spariformes; Sparidae. Gene Ontology annotation, biological process: nucleosome assembly. Gene Ontology annotation, molecular function: histone binding; chromatin binding. The record is from RefSeq and is a predicted model, not a curated record. Gene Ontology annotation, cellular component: chromatin; nucleus.